Molecule: messenger RNA, 1665 nt
Organism: Trichomonas vaginalis G3
Lineage: Eukaryota; Parabasalia; Trichomonadida; Trichomonadidae
Product: vesicle docking involved in exocytosis
Exons: 1
Coding region: 1-1665 (554 amino acids)
Biological process (GO): intracellular protein transport; vesicle-mediated transport
Cellular component (GO): CORVET complex; vacuole
Source: RefSeq, a predicted model, not a curated record
AUGUCGACGAGUUUCAUUGAUCUUGAUUCAUUUAGAGAGGCAUCCAUUGAAGUCUUUAAAGCUUUUAGAGAUAAAUUGAAUGCUUCAUCAAGUACAGAUAUUGUUAUUACAUCUCCACCAAAAAUUCAAUAUUAUAUUACACAAUUGUUCACAUCCGUUAAAGGAAUCAUGUUCAAGCCACUUUCUACAAUCUUUAAUACAGAAAAUGCAUAUACUGUUAUCGCAAUUACAAAUUCUGAUCCAGAAAAUAUGGAAUUAAUCUGUACUAAGUUCCAGAAUGUUCCUAAACUAAGAAAAGCACUUCUAAUCAUUCCAAAAUUUACUGAGACCGCUAAAAUUGUGCUUGAAAAAUACAAAUUACAGAUAGUUUCCGAACCAUCCAAAUUUCAAUCGGCACAAGUCUAUGUUGGCGAGUUCCCUGCCGAUUUUAUUCCAGUAGAAAAUGAUUUCUUCCUCAUGCCAUGCAACAAUGCUUUCAAGAAACUCUUCCUUUUCCAUGAAACAACAGAUCUCUACAACUCUUCACGUGCUUUAGCAAAAAUUCAAUAUGUCUACGGUCGAAUACCACAUGUUAUAACGGUUGGAGAAACUGCUGAACGAGUUCAACGUUUAAUGGAAGGAAUGUUGGACCAAACUGAGACAAAGAAGACAGAUUCACCAGAUAUACAUUCAUUGCUUAUAUUUGAUCGUACUGCCGAUUUAAUUACACCUCUAUCUUUAGCACAACCCAUAGAACAACUAUAUUAUGAUUAUUUUGGCAUGAAAUACGGUCUGAUGACCAAAUCCAAUGAAUCGAACAUCACUAUUGCUAUGAAUGAUAAAGAUAUAAUCUACAAAGAAUACAGACAUAAAGACUUAAACUCAGGAUUACAAUAUAUCUCAAGUCUUAAGAACCAAGCACGAAUUGGAGGUGACGAGGCCAAGGAAUUCAAUAGUAAGAAAGAGAUAUUUACAAGAAAUAACGAUAUUUUCAAUCGUUUACUUGUUGAAAUUGAUCAUAACAUAUUUUUGAAGAGUUGCAACUGUUUCUAUCAUAUGUUCGAACACUCCGUUAAUGCAGAAUUGUUUGCUGAACGUCUUGUCUCGAUUUAUGGUGAUUGGAAGGCAGCUUUGAGAAUUUUAAUAAUUGAUUCGUUGUUUUGCUACAAGAGAGGACUUACAAAGAUAUAUCCGUCAAUACAGAAUGAAGUGCUGGCCGAAUUUGGCAGCAAAGCCUUAGAAGGACUGAUGAAUUUGGAUAUAUUGAAAUUAAUUUCUUCUGAAAACUUCGGCUGGGACUUCGAUUCGAUUGUAAAUAAGCUAAAUUUGUUCUGCGAAGAGCCGCAAACUGAUCUUUCCAUUGCAACUUUCGGAUUUACUCCGAUAUCUACUGGAAUUUGCGAGAAAAUCGCUACAAACACCAUUAGUGAUGUUCAGUAUUUAUUCCCUAAUACAGUUACCGGCGCAAAAAUGAAUAUUUCUGGUGAAAAUGUCGAAAUUGAUGAAACUGAACACAGAAGAAUCCUUGUUUUCUUUGUUGGAGGAGUCACACAGACAGAAGUGUCCUUCCUCAAGGAGAUGGAAGUUGCAAAAUUCGACGGAAAGGUUCAAUUUAUAAUCGGAAGUACAGAUUCAAUCGGUGGCAAUGAAUUGAUUGAAGAAUUAUGCCCAUUCUUGAAGCAGUAG